CGGCGCUUCAGUCCCAGCUCAACUCUCGGUGCCGCUAUCGCCGAUAAUGUCCAGAGAGGAUCGAGUUACGCUACGCCCCAUCUUUAAGCCCCAGUCAGUGCGCCGUUAGCCGUGGGACAACAGAGGAUAGGCUAAGACACUGGCCGCCGGGGAAGUAAAGGCUCCACACUCAUGCCUUGAAAAAGAGGAGAGUGUGAAAUUGCUGUUAAUGGAGAGAAAUCACAUUCACCAAGAGUUCUAAAAAUGAUUGAAACAAUGGAUACACAGCGUGCCUUGCAGGCGGUGGAGCGUCUCCAGGCCAAACUGAAGGAGCGAGGGGAGGUGCCCACUGAGGAGAAGCUCAGCCUGCUCAAGUCGGUACUCCAGAGCCCGCUCUUCCACCAGAUCCUGGCCUUGCAGAAGUCUGUCCAACAUCUCAGAGACCAGGGGAGUGUCCCAGCAUCACAUGGGAGUGACCCUGUCGAUCACAUCACAGCAGUGAAGCCCAGUGGAAGCCAUGUUUCCUAUUCAGAUAUAUCAGCUGCUACACACAUCAAUGGCAAGACAUCAUCUGAAGAAUUUGAGAAUAUUAUUCAGUCCAUGGCACAGGGGCGCUUCGUGACACACGUGGAGCUACAGAAGCCGGUGUCAGGAGGUCUCGGCUUCAGCGUGGUGGGCCUGAAGAGCGAGAACCGUGGAGAGCUCGGCAUCUUCAUCCAGGAAAUUCAACUGGGGAGUGUUGCUCACUGUGAUGGAAAGCUCAAAGAAGCUGACCAAAUCUUGGCCAUUAAUGGCCAGCCCCUGGACCAGACAGUGACCCACCAGCAGGCUAUAGGCAUCCUGCAGAGUGCCUCAGAGAGGGUGCAGCUCACAGUGGCUAGAGGACCAAUACCUCAGCUGGCCAGUCCUGUGGUGUCCCGCACGCCCUCUGCUGCCAGUACACUGUCGGCCAAAUCCAGCGCGUGGCAGCACGUGGAGACGAUUGAACUGGUCAAUGAUGGCACCGGCCUCGGAUUCGGUAUUGUGGGAGGAAAGACCACUGGGGUUAUCGUCAAAACCAUCCUUCCUGGAGGCAUAGCUGAUCAGGAUGGCCGCCUGCGUAGUGGGGACCACAUCCUGAGAAUUGGAGACACUGACCUGUACGGCAUGGGCAGUGAACAGGUGGCGCAGGUCCUCAGGCAGUGCGGCAAUAGGGUGAAGCUGGUGGUUACCAGGGGCCCCGGUGAUGAGAAUCCCUCUGUCUCUGCUGUCAUGCCAGUGGUGCUCCCCACUGUCAACGAACAACAGGGCUAUGAGGAGGAGGAGGAGACUGAAGCAUUUGAUGUGAGCCUUACCAAGAACACCCAGGGACUGGGGAUCACUAUUGCUGGCUAUGUUGGAGAUAAAAAUUCAGAGCCCUCUGGUAUUUUUGUUAAGAGUAUAACAAAAGACAGUGCCGUAGAUCAAGAUGGCCGUAUUCAUGUGGGAGACCAGAUAAUAGCUGUCGACGGUGUAAACAUACAAGGAUACACCAAUCAACAGGCUGUGGAAGUGCUCAGACACACUGGCCAGACGGUCCACCUUAAGCUGAUCCGGCGGGGCUUCAGGCCUGAUGAGAUCCCCCCCGCUGUGGCCCCCAGUGUCACCGUCCCAUCCCCUUCCACCACCAUCCCCACCACCGCCACUGUCUUGAGGGAGCUUGAGCGGGAGAGGAGGAAGGCUGAGGAUGCUGCACAAGAUGAAAAGCCGCUCCAGACAAAGAGUGAAGGAUCUGAUGUCAGCCCAUCCACGGAUCAGCUAACGGAAGACAAACGUGGCAUGAAGUUAACACUCUUUGAAGAAGAAGAGCUAAUGAAGAAAUGGCAGGAGAUUCUGGGUCCAACUAAUGAAGUUGUGGUGGCUCAGGUGGAGAAGUUUAGUGAGAGCAGCGGCCUGGGCAUCAGUCUAGAAGCCAACAGUGGGCAUCAUUACAUCCGCUCUGUUCUACCUGAGGGACCUGUUGGCCGCUGUGGCAAGCUGUUCAAUGGAGAUGAACUGCUUGAGGUCAAUGGCAUAUCUCUGAUUGGUGAGACCCACAAGGAAGUAGUCAGAAUCUUGAAGGAGCUUCCACUCUGUGUAUACAUGACAUGCUGUAGGCCCGCCCCUCUCUUGCAGACUGACAUGGAUGCUAUCCAACCAGAAUCAGAGGCUUUGCCCACAACAACUAAAUUAAAGAAACAAAUAGACCUGAGCAGCGUACUGCUUGCUGGAGACUCAGAGGUGAACGCCGCAGCAGCGACACAGGAUAAUGUGACAGAGGAGGCGAUAGGAUCUCCUUUGGCUAUGUGGGAGCUGGAGAUCCAGAAUAUCGAGCUCGAGAAGGGAGAAGGGGGAUUGGGAUUCAGCAUUUUGGACUACCAGGACCCACUGGACCCUGCCAAGACGGUGAUCGUGAUUCGUUCUCUGGUUCCUGAUGGCGUGGCCGAGCAGGAUGGCAGACUGUUGCCAGGGGACAGACUCAUGUAUGUUAACACCACCAACCUGGAGAACGCCAGCCUGGAGGAUGCCGUCCAGGCCCUGAAGGGGGCCAAGCUUGGCAAAGUCCAGAUAGGAGUCGCCAAACCACUGCCUGGAAUAUGUGGAUAUUCCCACUCUCCACACCCAUAUGGUGAGCAGGAAAUAACUUCAUCAUCCACCAUCCAUUCAUUUGACUUCAACAGUAUUUUGGUUGAAGAAGGAGAGGAAGAAGAUCUGGCUGAGGGCAUCGUUUACCGAGCAGAGCCUGCAUUGAUUGACACCAGUGAAGCAGACCUAUCUGAUGAAAAAGUGUUACAUACUUACUCUGGGCUAGAGGAUGACACUUUCCAGGCAUCCAUGAUUGCUCUUCAUGGUAGCAGCUGCAGCGCAGACCUGGAUUAUCUGCACUCAUCCACACCUAAACUGACAGCUCGCCUGGACUUGUUGGAUGAGCAUCCCUGCUUUACAACACCAUCCGGCCUCGGAGACAACACUCAAGCAUUCUCACCAGAGAAGUCGGCUUCGUUCGCUCCCCCGGGUUUGAGAGGUCACGUCCCGGCUUUUAAUGCCAUACUAAGCAGUUCUGAUCAGUACCUGGCUCAGCACUCGGCCAAAGAGGAACCAGUGGAGUGUUCAAACUCAUACAGCCCGUUUACUGAAAUAGGGACCAUAUCUAAUGUACAGGAAGAACCUGUGGAGUCUCUUCACUACCAGAGGGAGCCACCCAUCUGUUUUGGAGAUAUUGGGGAUAUAAAGAUCUUGAUCAAGGACGAGGAGGCUGGAGUAAAAGAAUCAGCAGAAGACGAUGACAAGGAAGUACUGACCUCAGGGAGCAAUUUUGAAAGGACUAUCACAGUUGUCAAGGGCAACUCCAGCCUCGGCAUGACGGUGAGUGCCAUGAAAGAUGGUUUGGGGAUGCUGAUCCGCAGCAUAAUCCACGGUGGGUCGAUUAGCCGAGAUGGACGUCUCGGUGUUGGUGACCUCAUCCUGGCCAUUAACGGAGAGCCCACUGCCAACCUGACCAACGCUCAGGCCCGUGCCAUGCUGCGAAGACACUCUCUCAUUGGACCAGACAUGGGAUCUGCUUGUUCACCUGAGGACGAUCUGUGCCCAUUUUAUGUCAUUACAUAUGUUCCAGCAGAGUAUCUAGAGGAGUACAAGGCCAGCCUAGAGCAGGUGAAAGAUGAUGUCUUCUCUGAAAAAGCUCCAGUUCCAGCUCCAAAAGAUAUUCCUAACCUCCCUGAGCGAGAAGAUGGAGAGGGAGAGGAAAGUGCCUCUUACAGCAACUGGAACCAACCUAGGAAAGUGGAGCUGUUCAGAGAGCCAGGCAAGUCUCUGGGGAUCAGUAUCGUCGGAGGCAGAGGGAUGGGCAGCCGCCUGAGUAAUGGAGAGGUGAUGAGGGGGAUUUUUAUCAAACACAUCCUGGUGGACAGUCCUGCUGGACAGAACGGGACCCUGAAGACUGGAGACAGGAUUGUAGAGGUGGAUGGAGUAGACCUAAGAGAUGCUAGUCAUGAGGAGGCAGUGGAGGCCAUUCGCAGGGCAGGCAACCCUGUCUCCUUCUUGGUCCAGAGUAUUAUUCACAGGCCCAGGCCUGAGUCAAUAUAUAGCCCAGCUUCAUCGCCUGCUGUAGAGAAACACACCACUGCUUUCACAUGCAUGCCACAUCGCACGUGUCAGCCGCCCCUGCCCUUUCCGCAGCUAAAUAGCCACCGCGGGUCGAGCCUUUGCUGCACUAAUCAAACCUACUUAGCACCUGCCCUCCCUCAGUCAUCGAUAACAGACUCCAGUGAGGAGAGAGCUGCAGCUGUAACAAGGGACAACAAGGACAAGGAGGGUGACAGUCACAGUAGACUUUUCCUCCGCCUCUCCCCAACUAACCCUUUCACUCCUACCCCGUUUAAGCCGGCGAAGCGUGAAGCAGCAAAGGCAUCUCCCACCAGCACUGUCCUCCCCCUGCCAGUGGUGCCCCAUGUGGGAGAGACUGAUACAGACACGCUGACAGAGAUUCCUGGCAGACCUGCUGAGGCAGAGGAGGAGAACGAGGGGGAGGUGGAGGAUGAGUUUGGAUACAACUGGAAGAACAUAAUCCAGCGCUAUGGCAGCCUCCCAGGUGUCCUACACAUGAUUGAGCUGGAGAAAGGCAAGACAGGCCUGGGCCUCAGCCUGGCGGGGAACAGGGACCGCUCUCGCAUGAGUGUGUUCGUGGUGGGAAUAGACCCCAGUGGGGCGGCUGGCAGGGACGGACGAAUGGUUGUGGGGGAUGAGCUGCUGGAGAUCAAUGGGCAGGUUCUUUAUGGCCACAGCCACCAGAACGCAUCCUCCAUCAUCAAGAGCUCUCCAUCCAAAGUCAAAAUCAUCUUUGUCAGGAACACAGAGGCGCUGAACCAGAUGGCUGUGGGUCCUGUGAGAGAACAUGAGGGAGACACAGUGGAGCCCCACACCGAGCUGGAAACAAUUGCCGCUAAUGGUGAUGCUGAUUCUUCAAAAUAUGUCCAUCAUAUCAUAAAGCUGAAGGAGGACGGAGGACUUGGCAUCACUUUUGUCGAGGGAAACACUGAGAGUGGAGUUGAAAUUCAGAGUAUAUCUGAAGUGAAAGCACAUACAGGCAAAGAAGGCUGCAUGAAACCAGGGGACAAACUCUUAGCUGUGAAUGGUGAAUCAGUGCUUGGGUACACUGUGGAAAAGUCAACCUGCCAGGACGGGGGUUACGCAGAUGGAGUCCUCACCAGCCUACCCAGCAUGCCCAGCGCCGCCACGGUCACAAGCCUGAGUCGCUCCUCCACCCCUUCCACUCUGGCCUGUGACCCGGCGACCUGUCCCAUCAUCCCCGGCUGUGAGACCACCAUCGACAUCUCCAAGGGCCGCACAGGCCUGGGCCUCAGCAUCGUGGGGGGCUGUGACACCCUGCUGGGGGCCAUCAUUAUCCAUGAAGUUUAUGAAGAAGGGGCAGCCUCCAAAGAUGGCAGGCUAUGGGCAGGAGACCAAAUCCUGGAGGUGAACGGCAUCGACCUGCGCGCAGCCAGUCAUGAUGAAGCCAUCAAUGUGCUGCGGCAGACCCCGCAGAGGGUUCGGCUGACAGUCUACAGGGACGAGGCCCAGUACAAGGAGGAGGACCUGUGGGACUCUUUCACCAUGGAGCUGCACAAGAAGCCUGGUCAGGGCCUGGGCCUCAGCAUUGUAGGGAGGAGGAAUGACACAGGAGUGUUUGUGUCUGACAUUGUGAAAGGAGGCCUGGUGGACACUGAUGGGCGACUGAUGCAGGGCGAUCAGAUCCUGUCAGUCAACGGUGAGGACGUCAGGUCGGCCACUCAGGAGGCCGUGGCUGCGCUGCUCAAGUGCUGCGUGGGGCCUAUAAAAAUGGAAGUGGGGAGGUUUAAAGCUGGCCCCUUCCACUCUGAAAGAAGACUGUCUCAAAGUAGCCAGAUGAGUGAAACAGGCAGUUCCAAGGUGGCCUCUCAGUCGUGCUCAGACUCUGGAAACCUUCCCAGUGACCCUGACAAACUCAGCCGGAGUCAGGAGUCCCCAGAGCAUCAAGACACCAGAACAGUGGAGUUCACUAAAGGUCCCAACGACUCCCUGGGUAUCAGUAUAGCGGGCGGAGUGGGCAGCCCUCUGGGCGAUAUACCCAUCUUUAUCGCCAUGAUGAAUCCUGUUGGCCUGGCUGCUCAGACCCAGAAGCUCAAGAUCGGGGACCGGAUUGUCAGUAUCUGUGGGACCUCUGCUGAGGGCAUGAGCCACUCACAGGCUGUCACUCUGCUCAAGAAUGCCACGGGCACAAUACAGCUGCAGGUAGUAGCAGGUGGCGACACGACCGUGACGGGUCCCUCACAGGAUCAGGCAGUUGGAGGUCUCACGCCCAGCUGCAUUUUCCAGGAUGACCUUGGCCCACCUCAGUAUAAGACCAUCACCCUUGAAAGAGGACCAGACGGACUAGGUUUCAGUAUAGUUGGAGGGUAUGGCAGCCCCCAUGGAGACUUGCCUAUCUAUGUCAAAACAGUUUUUGGAAAGGGAGCAGCAGCAGAGGACGGGCGUCUGAAACGAGGAGACCAGAUAAUGGCCGUUAACGGGCAGACUCUGGAGGGCGUCACUCAUGAAGAAGCCGUUGGCAUCCUGAAAAGAACCAAGGGAACUGUCACGCUCACUGUGCUAUCAUAGACACACAUAUACAAACACACUGUAACAUACACACACUAUCUUCACUGCUUUUCCAACACUUCCAGUUACACCCAAAGUUAAUCCACACCUACAAGACUGAAACUUUGAAGUAGCAACACAGAUCACAGGUGCAGCGUCACGUCUAGCAGUUGUAGAGCUCACACCAGCAAUAUUUCACAACUUGGUGAUUGUGUUAAAAUCUGGUGGUCUGUGAAAAUAUGCAAACUCAAAUAUGAACAACCAUACACUGAUAAUCAUGAAGUAGCAUACUGCUCAAUGUAGCUUUGAACACUGUGAUCCAUUUUUAGCCUAUUUUAAGUAGACUUACUUAUGUCAUGAUAAGCCUUUUUAUCACUAGAACAAUCACCCUUAUAUCGUAUAUCUAUGUGCAAAGUAGAUAUAUGAAUUGUUAAAUUUUUUAAGAUAUAGUAUAGUAUAGUAUACAUUUUUAAGUAGUUGUUAUAUGUCUCAAAGAUGUUGUAAAUAAUAUUAGAAACAUUCCAUGGCUCUGGAUUCACUGGACACUGUGGCUAGUAUUUUUCCAUUUCCUGUACAGAGAUACAUGGAUUGUGUGAUCAUUGUUUUCAGGAGUACAUUUUACAAUUGAGAACAAAUACCCUUAAGCAAUAUUAGGAUAUUUCUUCAGAGGAGAGGCCUGUUUUUCAAGCUUUUUACAGUCUGAGGUCUACUUAUAUAGAUGACCUCACACUAAAUGCAGAGCAUGAAACAACAUGAAAAUACUCUAGAGGCAAUUAACAGAUUAGCAGGAUUUAGUUAAUGACUAUAUUAGCUGAUGACAGCAUUAUUUGUCUCUUACAUUGCACUGCUGUUGGCAAUUCACCAUACUUUGAAUUUCCUGAAAGGCUGAUGCUGCUGUAACUGGUGUUAAUCAACUUAUCAUGAAGCCACUGUUGUUUUAGCCAAAGUGGCUAAGAGAGCAUUUUUCAAGUGCUGAAGGCUAGAUGUCUGGUAUUGUAAAUACACUGUGUGUUAACACAUUUCUGAAGGGAGAGAUGUGAAGUGUGUUUUUAGUGCACACUUGUGAAUGUGUGCGUGUGCGUGUGUGACCUCCUCACUGAAAUAUAGUGCUGCUAAAGCUGAUAUAUAAGGUAUUAUGUCACAGUAUUUGGAUUUUUUUUAAGUAUUACAUGUUCACUUAAUGAAAGUGCACAGAAAAGUAAAUGAACUGCUAUUUAGCUUGGAAAGGACAAAUAGUUGUUCUUAUCAGAUGGAUUAUAUAACAGACCUGAGCUCAUUUUGACCUUAUUGUUUACCCAAAACAAAGACAUCCAGUGUGUAGUCCUUAUGCAUUUGUUGUGGUCUAGUGUCAGAGACAGUCGUCUGUUCUCUGUCUUAUUACCUUAAAUGUUACUCUAGUACUGUCAAAGUGACAGUAUUGAAAUUAUUCACACUGAAUUAAAUAAAAGUGACCUUUGGAUUCAA
Molecule: messenger RNA, 8055 nt
Organism: Lates calcarifer (barramundi perch)
Lineage: Eukaryota; Metazoa; Chordata; Actinopteri; Centropomidae
Product: multiple PDZ domain protein
Molecular function (GO): protein binding
Source: RefSeq, a predicted model, not a curated record